AUGGCACAGUUUGUGACUCACAUACAGCCAACGCUGAUGGAGGCAUCGCAAGGUCAUGUGCCGCACCAUCAUGGCCAUCAGGUAGGCGUGCAGCAUUCCUCGCAUUUGCCACACAGUGGCCACAAUAUGCCAUCGCCACCCAAUCAUCACCAUCACCAUCAUGGUGGAGGACAUGGCAACGCCUCCUCGCAUCACCAGCAAUCGCAAUCCCAAUCACAUCAUCAUCCAGAGCAACAGCAACAGCAUCAGCAGCAGCAGCAGCACAAGAAAUCACAUCACUCAACGGGUCAUGGGAGUGCACCCAAGGCUCAUCCGCAUCCGCAUAGUCCACCAUCGCAGGUGUCAUCGCCGCCUGGCGAGCGCUACGAGUACGGCCACUACGACUAUUUUCAGCAUCAGCAUGAUUUGACCUUCCAGCAUGCGGCUGCCACGCCCGGCAGCAACAGCAACAGUGGCAAGCAACAUCAUCAUCAUCACGAUAAGCACGAGCAUUGCCCCACAGGACACCAGAGCGCGGUGAGUGCAAGGCGUAUCCUUUUGUGUUUGAUGUGA
Molecule: messenger RNA, 552 nt
Organism: Drosophila grimshawi
Lineage: Eukaryota; Metazoa; Arthropoda; Insecta; Diptera; Drosophilidae
Product: histidine-rich glycoprotein-like
Exons: 1
Coding region: 1-552 (183 amino acids)
Source: RefSeq, a predicted model, not a curated record